GAAAAGGGGGAAGUGAAUGAAUCUCUUUUGAGGCCAAGAUCCAGCCGCCUGGAAGCUCUCCGAGCAGGUGGAUCGAGCAAGGACAGGAUGGAUUCCGCGGACCUUGGGCGCUCGCUGCAAGCCUCAUUCCGGCUGCUUCUCCGGGUUGAGCUGAUCGUAGCCACCUCCAACUCUUUCCUUCCCCUUCGCUUUUCCGGAGCCAGCCUGCUUGGCUCGACUAACCCCUUUACCUACACCCUGCUUCCCCCGGGAGACGGCCGUCCCAUUUGGGCCUCCUGCCAGCGGCCGGCGGCGGCGAAGAUGGCCCGGGUCCUUGUCACCUCCUCCCUCUUCCUAAGACCUGAGAGACCUUUGCUGCUUGUUUUUCAUAACUGGAGCGGGGACGUUUGGGGAAGAAAAAAGACAUUUCCUCCCGUCUACUGGAUUACUCCCCCUUUUUAUUUCCCCCCUGAAUCUCGUUUUGGCUGUGGCUCUGCGGAAGGCAACCUUGGCUAAGCAAUCGGAGCCGCGCGUGUGCUGGGAGUGUGUUUGAGGGUGGUUCCCCCCCUUCUUGUUCUCUUGCAGGGUACAAUGUUAAAAAGCCACCGCUAGUCGCCCCCAGUGCUCCUACUCUCUAGGUCUUUUUUGUCUCUAGUGCAGAUUAAACGUCACGUCCGCACUUGAACUUGAAUUUUAUCCCAUUGUACGGAGGCAGACCCAGCCAUAGAGAGAUUGAGCGCUCCCAGGGAACCAGGACUCCGCCAUCUUCACAUUGCAAUAUAUCUCCUAGUAAUAGCCAGCACUCACCCAGAAGCACUGGGGGGCUUCCUUCCUAUCAAGACCUUGUGCCAAGCGAGGGGAGGGGGAAAAAAAGCACUGGUAAAAGUGGUGCGAGCAAAGCAAAGCAAAAAAAAAAAGCAAAAAAAAAAAACCUCAAACAGUAGCACUUGAACUGGCAAAGAGGAGACACAGUUUGGGCUAUCCCUUUAAAAAAAGCAAAGCAAAAAAGAAUUCUAAUUAACUCAGCAAGGGUAUUUUUGUUGCAUUUUUUCUCUGCGUGUGGGCAAAUACCAAUUUUUCUACUUUUCUGCGAGCGUGUAUGCAUAUAAUUCAAUUUUCAUUUCUUUUUCCUUUUUUUUUUAAAGAAAACCCUCCUGAUGGAAGAAGUCCACUUUGCUUUUUCCCCCCUUCUUUUUCUUCUAACCACUCUGGAAAAAUAAAUGUCAGCGCUUGGUGAAGUUCAAGAAAAGAUCUGGAAGCUGUGGAAAAGGAAAACAAAAACCAAACAAUCAAAAAGACAGUUGUCUUAUGAAAAUAAAACCCAAGCCUUCCCCACUUCAUUUAUGAUGUUUGUUUAAUUGGACGAAGAACCUCAUCCUGAGAACGUCAAGGGGGGAAAGUGCUGCUCUCUUUUGAGUUCUUUAUUUUCUUUUUAAAAGAAGAAAUCCGUCAAGAAGAGCAUAGAAGAAGAGGAGGAGGAAGACGACCGCUCCCCCCCUCCUCCGCUCCCCCCUACCUAAGUCCAGCUCUCCGGGCGAUGACCGUGUAAAUGCCAGGGCAAUGUCCCGUCGCAAGCAGGGGAACCCGCAGCACUUAUCACAAAGGGAAAUUAUCACGCAGGCUGACCACGUGGACACUGCCAUCAUCACCCAUGAGGACGAGAGCCUAACACUAGGAGAGCCGAUUGGGCUCAGCAUUGCGUUGGGUGGAACAGACCCUGACCUAUUAACCUGUGGACAGUGUCAGAUGAACUUUCCCCUGGGAGACAUCUUGGUUUUUAUAGAGCACAAGAAGAAACAGUGCCAUGGCGCUGGUGGUGCCUGCUAUGAAAAGAACGUGGAUAAGAGCAGUCCUCCCCCUCCAUCACGCUCCGAGCUCAGGAAAGUGUCAGAGCCAGUGGAAAUCGGGAUCCAAGUCACACCCGAUGAAGAAGACCAUGUUCUCACGCCUACAAAAGGAAUUUGCCCCAAGCAGGAGAACAUUGCAGGGCCGUCCAGGCCUGCAAAGCUGCCGGCGGCCUCCAUAACUGCCUCCUCCCACCCUCAUGCAUCAGUGAUCGCACCGCCACCUCUCCGUGCUCUAACCUCAGUCCCGCCCUGCCUGAGCCUGUCCUGCUGUGGUGCGCGCGCAAUCUCAGUUGGCGGGUCUCAGAGUGAGACAUCAGGCACAUUUGGAUGUCAUUGUCAGUUGUCAGGUAAAGAUGAGCCUUCAAGCUAUAUUUGCACAACAUGCAAGCACCCUUUUAAUAGCGCUUGGUUCUUGCUUCAGCAUGCCCAGAAUACACAUGGAUUCCGUAUCUACUUGGAAACUAGCCCUUCAAACAGCUCCCUUACUCCACGCAUCACCAUCCCUCCUCCUCUGGGACCCGAGACUGUUGCACAGUCCCCGCUGAUGAAUUUCCUAGGCGACAAUAACCCUUUUAGUCUCUUGCGAAUGACAGGUCCCAUCUUGCGUGAUCAUCCUGGCUUUGGUGAAGGUCGGCUUCCUAAUACACCUCCCCUCUUCAGUCCGCCACCUCGUCAUCAUCUGGAUCCACAUCGCCUUAGUGCCGAAGAAAUGGGGUUAGUUGCCCAGCAUCCUAGUGCCUUUGACAGAGUCAUGCGUUUAAACCCCAUGGCAAUUGAAUCGCCAGCGAUGGAUUUCUCCAGAAGGCUUCGAGAACUGGCAGGAAACAAUGCGACCCCACCACCAGUCUCGCCUAGUCGCAGCAACCCUAUGCAUCGCUUAUUGAAUCCUUUCCAGCCAAGCCCUAAAUCUCCUUUUCUGAACACCCCUCCACUGCCACCAAUGCCUCCAAGCAGCACUACGCCUCCUCAGCCUCAGGCAAAGAGUAAGUCCUGUGAAUUUUGUGGAAAAACCUUCAAGUUUCAGAGCAAUCUCAUUGUCCAUCGGCGCAGUCACACAGGAGAGAAGCCCUAUAAAUGCCAACUCUGUGACCAUGCUUGUUCCCAAGCCAGCAAAUUAAAACGCCAUAUGAAAACACAUAUGCACAAAGCUGGAUCCAUGACAGGGAGGUCCGAUGAUGGAUUAUCUGCUACAAGUUCCCCAGAGCCUGGCACAAGUGAACUUACUGGAGAGGGACUAAAGUCUAGUGAGGCAGAUUUCAGGAAUGAGAGUGAUCCUUCUUUAGGCCAUGACAAUGAAGAAGAGGAGGAAGAGGAGGAGGAAGAAGAGGAGCUGGAAAAUGAAAGUCGACCAGAGUCAAGCUUUAGCAUGGAUUCAGAACUAAGUCGUAACCGAGAGAAUGGUUCCAAAUCUCUGCCAGAUGAAAAAUCCCUUGUCCUAGGAAAAGUGAUAGAGAAUGUAAGCCUCGGUACCAUCCAGCAAUACAGUGACAUGCUGGCUGAAAAGCAGAAAAGAGGUGGCUUCAUGAAAAGGUCUUCAGAUCAGCGAGAUCUAUGCCCUCGAGACCUUUGCCAGAGAGACACAGGUGAUGAAGACUCAGUAGCUGGAGAACUCGACCGCACUGAGGAAGGGACAGUGAAUGGGAGAAACUUUGGGCCAGGUGAACCCUUCCCAGGGCUAUUCCCUCGCAAGCCCACCCCUAUCACAACCCCCAAUUUAAACAAUUCCUCCAAAAGAAUAAAGAUAGAAAAAGAUUUGGACUUGCCACCAGCAACAAUAAUACCUUCUGAAAAUGUUUACUCUCAGUGGCUGGUAGGAUACGCAGCAUCAAGGCACUUCAUGAAGGAUCCAUUUCUAGGAUUCACAGACUCCCGACAAUCCCCCUUUGCAACUUCUUCUGAGCAUUCCUCAGAGAACGGAAGCCUGCGUUUCUCUACUCCACCAGGUGAUAUGCUAGAUGGUGGUCUCUCAGGGCGCAGUGGGACGGCGAGCGGAGGCAGCACCCCUCAUAUCAGUGGACCCGGUCCCGGUCGACCCAGUUCAAAGGAAGGACGGCGGAGUGACACGUGUGAAUACUGUGGCAAGGUCUUUAAGAACUGCAGUAACUUAACGGUGCAUCGCCGGAGCCACACAGGAGAGCGGCCUUACAAAUGUGAGCUCUGCAACUAUGCAUGUGCCCAGAGCAGUAAGCUGACACGUCAUAUGAAAACGCAUGGCCAGAUAGGGAAGGAGGUCUACCGCUGCGACAUUUGCCAGAUGCCCUUCAGUGUUUACAGCACCCUGGAGAAACACAUGAAAAAGUGGCAUGGCGAACACUUGCUGACAAAUGAUGUAAAAAUUGAGCAGGCAGAAAGAAGUUAAACCCCCCACCCCCAACUGGGUUAAAAGCAGGGGUCUAGGUAAAAUUUAAGUUGUACAGUUUAACUAUUGCCAAUUGAGAAAAGCUGACCUAACUUGCCUCCAUAAACAUAUCUUAGUGUAACUAUGGCAGGUGCCAGAAUUUGGCACUUAAAUAUAACCUGUGUCUACAAAGUUCUAUUAAACCUGAGGAUUGGUUAAGGCAGUAAAAAUUGUGAAGCCUUUUAACUGUGCAAUAAUUUCUGUAUUUAUUGGGUUUUUUGUUUAUGUUUUGGCAUGUGCAGGUACUUUUUAAAUACUUUUUUAUUUUAGAUUUCCUUUAAAAUUUUGUUGGGUAUCCCAUUCUAGUUUCCCCCCAUAGUAACCUGAGAUUCUUUGCAUUACAAGGGGAGAUGCAUAUCAAUUUAAAUUAUAAUUUUAGAGGGCCGCUGCUUUGUUGAAUCUUACGCUGAGUAUGUGUAAUUUCUUGUGAAGAAGCCAACAUUUUAUGUUUUUGUUGUUGUUGUUGUCCUUUAAAAAGAAAAAAAAUCAUUUGAGAAUUAGGAAAUAUUAAAUAGUGUCGCGGAUAACAAUCUUAAAAUUUUAGCACUUUCUUUUGGAUUUGGAUUUUAAAAUUAGCACUGAUGAUGCCACUUAAAAUAGAGGCCUUUAUUUAAAAUAUUAUUUUAACAGAUUCUAAAAUAAACAUUUUGAGAAAUAAAAAAAUGGGCACCAAAUUUUCUAAAGGCAGCUAUAAUAACAAAAGCAAUAACAAAAUUUGUGCAUUAUUUUUAGGGAAUUUUUUAAAUGCCUUAUCCAUUUUCUUUUCUGCCAUUUCUGCUACACAGUUCAUUAAAUAAGGAGAAAUCCAUAGCCCUGAGAGCUUCAUAUGUACAUUUGCAGUAACUGAUCAUUCCAUACCAAUAUGCAGCAAAAGACUAGUGAAUGUUUUAACUGAAAAGUAGUUUAAUUAGUAAACUUGUGUGAGUAUAUGUGUGCAUCAAGAAAUGCAUAUACAAUACGAGUAAAAUGAUACUUUGAUUAUGCCAUUCACUGAAAAACCAUCAAAUCAGGUUAAAUCUGCAUAAAUUUGCUUAGAAGUAAACAAAACCUCUGAAGAAAAAGGUACAUUUUUGUUUUAGAAUAUUUCGCAGUAGGUGUUCAUUUUAGAGGUGUGUGAAAUGAAGAGGGGCAUAGUGCAUGCUCUGUGUGCAAAUGGUUCCCAGUCAUUUUUUUUGACAUCCUCAGGUUGAAAUGGGAAACAUCCAUUUCUGAAAUUCUGCAAAGUAUUGUUCAUGUGUGCAAUGCCAAUCAGACAGGCUGUUUUGAUAGUUAGAGAAAAAUGCUUUUUCUUAUAUGAUGUUUACUAUUAGCAUUUUAUAAUUAUAUUAAGUGACUAACAGAAACGUUGCCCAGUUAAUAAUAGAUUUUUUUAAAAAAUUGCUUAUGGUACAGUUGUACUGUAUGCUGAGAAUAUUGUUCUGAGAAUAAGCCCUGUUAAAGAUCAUGAAUAUGCUUUUUAAAGCUGAUUAAUCAAUUAAAGACUGCAGCUCUAAAUCUUAAAUCAUUAUUAUACCAUGAACUUUUUCUAAAUGUUGUCCUGAUUAAAUUAGUAUUAUUUAAUUAUAAAAUAGGUUAAUCCUUUUUCUGUAGUUUAUUCUAAUAUUCUUUUGAAAGGAAAUUCUACACAAUUUUAACACUUUGUAGCCUUCAAUGCAAAGAAUUGGAUGCAAGAUAAUUAGCUAAUGUAAAACAUGUACUUUAAACAAGAUGGAUAAUAAACAUAAUUUUAUAGGUGUACCUAUGUUACUGGAAAACUAGAUAUUUCACUUGAUAUGUAAUAUGCCAUGCUAAUAACUGAAUAAAGAAAAAAGGAAUAAACCAUAUCAAUUACAAAUAGAAGUUGUAUCAUAUGGCUCUUUCCCCAAGGAUUAGUUUUUGGGACCAGUAUUUUUAAACUUAUUCAUAAAUUAUUUAAAUUAGGGUUGAGCAGCUAGUGGCCAAUUUGCUGAUGACAUUUCAUUAUUUUAGGUAGUUAAAACAACGGACUGCAAAGAGCUCUAUUAGACUGAAUAACGGCAUUAAGAAGGUCAUUGCAAUUUAGAAUAAAAAAUAUAUUACCAUAUACUUUUUAUUCCUAAUUUCAUGAGUAUUUUUAUGAAGUGUAGCUGGCACAGAUACACCCAUAAAAUGGAUUUUACUAAUAGUAAUAAUUAGCUUAAAGAUAACAUUGAGGCAGUGUACAGUUCUUAUAAAAACAACAGCAAAAGUAUUACUCCACAGUAGGGAUCAUUAGGAAAGGAAUAAAAAUAAAUAAAUUUCCUUUAUAAUAUCUUUAUAAAGAUGUAUACAAUAGUUAUCUUCAUGGUGUAAUCCCACUCAGAUAUCUGUGUAUGUUUCUGACCACAGCAUCUCAAAAAAUCCCUACUGGAAAAAUGUGCAUGAAAGGCAACAAAAUUAUCAAGGGGCAAGAGCAAUUGCUUUAUAUGGAAACAUUACAUCUGGGACUUUUUAACUUAGAUAAAAACAAGUAGUUUGGGAGAAAACAAACAUAUAUAAAAUUAUGCCUACUGUGGAGAAGCUUUUCUUUCAGUUAUUAGAAUCAGGAUUAUCUAGUAAAGUUGAAUGUUGUGAGAUUCAAUGUAAAUUAAAUCUGUUGUUGCACACUAUAAUGAUUUUCCCUCCCUUCUAAUUUUUGUGCCAAUUGGUUUAGAUAUUUGGUGUACGAUUUCUUCAUCCAUAACUAGUAGACACGAUGGCCUUACAUUAUUUCCUGAAUGAAACACCAAAUGCUGUGGAACGUAAGAGGUGCUAUUGAGGUUCAUAUCUUAAAAAUAGAAUUCCCAACGAUAUCUAGUUGCACCCUGUAAGAAGAGAGAGCAGGAGCAGUCAGGAUUUCUCAGUAUGAUCCUCCUUAUGUGAUUUAAUUUAUUACUUUUUUCUCUAAUUGAGGAGAAUGAUAUUUGGAAUGUAUAUUAAGGCAAGGUAUAGUUAAUGUGGUAAUAAGGGACUGCCAAUGUCAUUAGAGCACUGUGAAUCCCUGGGUGUAGGAAAAACAGAAGAGUAUGACAUCACUGAUUUCAAAACAUAUCUCCGGAACAUGAAUGUAAUAUUAUCCCCUUAAUUUAAUCUUAGGAACAGUUUUUUUAUCUGUUUGAAAUAUGGCAAUUUUGCCUGCUUCAGUUACUGUUACAAGAACUUAAUCCAGAGUCACUGGUUUGAGAUCUGGAGCUAUAUGAAUUGAAUGAAUGAUUAAUUGAAUGAAUGAAUAAAUAUAUUUCCAAACUCAAUUCCCAAUAUUUCUGUAAAUUACACAGAUAUUUACAGCUUCAUUGUAGGAUCCUUUAAUUUCUCUUCUGACAUUAUCCUCUAUGUUACCAUAAUUCUAUGGAGAAUAAGCAGGGCCCUGGCUGGUGUUCUUAUGGCUGUUCUUCUUUCUGUAAGUUAUGGAAACACUUCUUGAAAAUGCUCUGCUCAGACAGGAUCAAUGUAUGAUUCUGAAACCCUGAUGAACAAAUUUAAAAGGUGCCUUUAUAUGCAUUUUCAUCACAUGGAAUGCCUGUGAUCUACAUGAGAAUCUACAAAGUUCUCAUGAAAUCAGCUGAAGCCUUUCUCUGACUCCUAAGAUAUUGCUUAAAUUAGGCUCAUAUUUAAAGUUCAUCUUCCUUUGAAAUGGCCAAUUUAAAAGAACAACAGUAAGAUUAUAUGUCCCCCUAACUUUGCCCAGUAUUUAGCAGAUACCAACUAGCAUAACAUCCAACACCCUAAUAGUUGCCUUAGAAACAGCCUACCAGCCACAUAUGGUAGUUCACCAAAGGCUUCCUGUUUUGGCUGCUUGCCGGAGAUACAGAAGCAGAGAUUUUCAAGUACCUGGCAGGCCCCUAUAUUGCUGGUGAUUUGUAGUCAGCUUGUACAAAUUUCUAAGUUAUGGCAUGCUGAAGCCGAUACAGAAGGCUGCUAAUCAUCACAGUUAAACACUCAUGGGAACACUUGUAAGAAUAUUAGACCCCAAGAUUAGAAUGUAAACAACAUUUUAUUUUUAAAAAUUGCUCUUGUAUGGUUGCAUAAAACAUGACGCAACUCUUUAGACAUUCUUCAUAGUUUUUAAACUAGUUCAAAACAGGAAUGGACACAAGGCAGAUAUUGCUCUCCAAAUUAAUGAAAGUAACUUUUGAUUGGCCCACAGGUAUAUUUGCACUGGCUUAUGUAACCAGCAACCUUACACUAAACACAUCAGUGUUGUAUUGUUGUUAUGGCCAUUUAAUCAAAAUGUUUCUUAAGAAUGCGUGGAAAAAUGAGAAUUCCUAAAGGAGCUUCCAAAAAAUGUUUGAAAAAAGUAAAAACAAACACAAUAUAACAGCAUGCAACUUAAGUCUGGUAGUAAACCUUUCAUUGAACCUCAGUAGUAAGCUCAUAUCAAACAAUGAUAGAUAUAUUAGGUACAGCAACUAUUAUAUAAUGACCAACUGUGAACUGAUGAGGCAUUUUUUCAUUAGCAUUAAAAUAUUCUCAUAUAAUGCACAGUUAUGUUAUUGUAAGGAAAAUAGGUCAACAACCAGUUGUUUACGUGGGUGCCAUUAAAACAACUUAUAAGCAUUAAAUUUGUUAGGAAGGUUUUAAAUUUUGCAGCCUUUUAAAUGGUACUAAAAUGAAAGGUGUUUGAUUCCAUUAAACUCUUGAGUUUGAAAUUACAGAUCUGAAUCCUUUAAAGCAAAAUGUAAAAUACAGGUUUUUUUUUAAUAAAUUCUGAAUUUAUACAGUUAUAAAGCUCUUCUUAAUGUCUGAAAUUAAAACUUUCUUAAGAGCUGACGUUCUAAACUUUCUUACCAACUGCCAUUCUAAAUAAGAUGUUUUUGGCUUAUGCAUUUUUUAAUUUAGCAUUUUUUUUUAAAAAAAAUUGUUUUUCUACAUUUGUUUUGCCACAAACAUUUCAGUCCCAUUUUACACACUGCAUAGUUAUUGGAGAUUCUUCAUAUAUAUUAAAUCUUUUUUCCAAUUAAAUUGUAAAUGGUAAAUAGAGGUUCUUUCAAUGGGAGUUGCUGAAAUGUUCCCUGAAUUACUGAAGUCACUAACUGCUUCAUUGUUACUUCUGUUUGAAUAUUUUAUUGAAAACCCUUUUAAUUCGGAACCUUCAUUUGGUAAAUAACAUUGAUUUGAAGAAGAAAAUAUAUUGUAGUGUUUAUUCACUUGCUUUGCUUUUCUGUUUCUAGUUCCAUGGUUCUUCUGAGGGAAGCAUGGACAGUGGCUAGAAGAGAUACAGGCUCUUCUUCAUUUUCUUCUCCUCAACUUGAGUAUUUUGACUGAGAGCAAAGCCUAUUUUCUUUAACUGACAUGUUAAUUGAUCAGACGUGGAACAAUAUGCUUUCCCUUAUUUACAAAGAUCCUUUCAUCCUGACAUAUAAUACUUUUUGCAAGUUAUUAUAGUUCUAAUUCUUUGCUGUUCUUUUAGCCUUUCAUAUCAGAACAGGUGCCCUCAGCUGAAAUGUCAAUCGUUAUCUGUUUGUAUAUGUUUGUGUGCUUUUGAUGUAGUGGUUAAGUCAUCAGGCUAGAAACCAGGAGACUGUGAGUUCUAGUCAUGCUUUAGACACGAAGCCGGCUGAGUUAUCUCGACUAGUCACUUUCUCUCAACUCUAGGAAGGAGACAGUGGCAAACCACUUAUGAGAAACUUUGCCAAGAAAACUUGCAGGCAGUAUCCAAGAAUUUGGAUAUAUUGGAUGAAAGGAAAAACAAAACACAGGUGAACACACAUAUCCAUAUACAAAUCUUCAUAACCUAAGACUUUUUAGGUAAUAAUUUGAAAACCCCUGAUAUAGUUAGUGUACAUUAUUAUAAAAUUUACAUUUUGAUUCUGUUGACCCGCACUUUAAAGUUAUAUAUAUAUAUUUGUUUAUUUGUUUGCAUUGAAGACCAGUGGCUUCUAAACAAGAAAUUACAGCAUUUUUGUCUUUGCUUGGCCCAGAGAUGGGUGAACUAUUAAAGGGGGACAUCUGAGAUUAAGUGUCAGUGUUGCUAAGCAUGGCAUUCACAAUACUGGCACUAUAAAAAACUAAUAAUUUAUUGGACAGUUUUUUUACUGCCAUUUCAAUUUGAUGUGAGUGCCUUGAAAACUGAUCUUCCUAUUUCAGUCUCUUGAGACACAUGCAAACAAUUUUUGUGAAAUGAAAAGACUUUUCAAAAAAGAUAGAACAAGAAAGGUAUGUUCUUUAGAUGAAAAACAAAGAGCCACAUUUACAUUUUUUUUAAAAAAAGCCUGGUUGAAGAUAGUGGACAUGAAACUGCCAUAAGACCCAAUCAAAUGAAGAUGUAUAUCCAGCACAACUUCGGACAUCCAUUUGCUGAAUUAUUCUCAGCCUUUCUCUUUUUUUUCAGGACAACGCUGCUUAGGAAAUGGAAUGGAAAUGAUUUACUGCUGAAUUAAAACUCAAAUGACACAAAUUGCAAGUUGUUAUCAUUGAAUGAAAAAUAAUUCAGGAACAACGGCUAAUUUUUUAAAAAGUUAAAUUUAGUGCACUCUGUCUUAAAAUACGUUUACAGUAUUGAAUACAUA
Messenger RNA from Pseudonaja textilis, 10709 nucleotides. RefSeq names its product BCL11 transcription factor B (gene BCL11B). Gene Ontology annotation, biological process: positive regulation of transcription by RNA polymerase II. Lineage: Eukaryota; Metazoa; Chordata; Lepidosauria; Squamata; Elapidae. Gene Ontology annotation, molecular function: RNA polymerase II cis-regulatory region sequence-specific DNA binding; DNA-binding transcription factor activity. Gene Ontology annotation, cellular component: nucleus. The record is from RefSeq and is a predicted model, not a curated record.